AUGGUUCAGGAAGGGAUUGUGUUAGGACAUUUGAUUUCAGCACGGGGUAUUGAGGUUGACAGAGCUAAGAUACAAGUCAUCGAAAAACUACCACCGUUGGUAACAGUUAAGGGAGUUAGAAGUUUCUUAGGUCACGCUGGAUUCUAUCGUCGCUUCAUCAAAGAUUUUUCCAAAAUCUCGAAGCCAUUAUGCAAUCUACUGGAAAAAGGGGCCCCAUUUCACUUUUCUGAGGAGUGCUUGACAGCUUUCAACAUCUUAAAAGAAAAAAUGGUUUCUGCUCCAGUAUUGGCUUCUCCAAAUUGGAAUUAUCCGUUCGAACUUAUGUGUGAUGCCAGUGAUCACGCAGUGGGGGUGGUGUUGGAGAAAGAACUUUUGACAGUAGUGUUCGCCGUUGACAAAUUUAGAUCAUACUUGAUUGGGUCAAAAAUCAAAGAUAAAAACGGGAGUGAGAAUGUUGUGGCAGAUCACCUUUCUCGCCUUGAAUCGCAUGAGUCCAACCCUACAGUAGAGAUCAAUGAAGUUUUUCCUGAUGAAAUGCUUUUUCAGAUUAUCACUACACCAUGGAAGAACGAGAUGCCUUUAAACAACAUUUUGGAAGUUGAAAUUUUCGACGUUUGGAGCAUUGACUUCAUGGGACCAUUUCCUCCCUCCUACGGUCAACAAUACAUACUAGUGGCAGUGGACUACGUGUCUAAGUGGGUUGAAGCUGUAGCUUUGCCAACUAACGACGGGGCAAUUAUUAAUGAUGGUGGAAAGCAUUUCUAUAAUCGAUUAUUUGCAUCGCUAUUGGCCAAAUAUGGAGUAAAACACCGUGUCUCGACUCUGUACCAUCCUCAAACUAGUGGGCAAGUGAAAAUCUCCAAUAGGGAGUUAAAGAAGAUUCUCGAAGCUACAGUCGAUGCUUCCUGUAAGGAUUGGGCUAAGAAGCUAGACGAUGCACUUUGGGCUUAUAAAACAGCGUUUAAGACUCCAAUUGGCAUGUCUCCAUAUCGACUGGUGUUUGGAAAGACCUGUCAUCUGCCCAUUGAGUUAGAGCAUAAGAUAUAUUGGGCAACUCAUUUGCUUAAUUUCAAUAUGAGGGUGGCAGGAGAAAAGAGGGUUCUACAACUCCAUGAGCUAGAGAAAUUUCGUUUGGAUUCAUAUGAGAAUGCAAAGAUUUAUAAGGAGAAAACCAAGAGAUGGCACGACAGAGAUAUAAGAGAGAAGGAUUUUGAAGUAGGCCAACAAGUAUUGAUGUUCAAUUCACGUCUCAAACUCUUUCUUGGAAAGCUAAAGUCUAGGUGGUCAGGUCCUUUCACAGUAGUAGCCGUGCUUCCACAUGGUACUGUAGAAGUAGUAUCUCAGGAUGAAUAG
Molecule: messenger RNA, 1353 nt
Organism: Olea europaea var. sylvestris
Lineage: Eukaryota; Viridiplantae; Streptophyta; Magnoliopsida; Lamiales; Oleaceae
Exons: 5
Coding region: 1-1353 (450 amino acids)
Biological process (GO): DNA integration
Molecular function (GO): nucleic acid binding
Source: RefSeq, a predicted model, not a curated record